Drosophila obscura is the source of this 877-nucleotide messenger RNA. Its product is annotated as lysozyme P. The record is from RefSeq and is a predicted model, not a curated record. The transcript has a single exon. NCBI's taxonomy places the organism in Eukaryota, Metazoa, Arthropoda, Insecta, Diptera, Drosophilidae. The coding region runs from base 395 to 850 and encodes 151 amino acids. Gene Ontology annotation, molecular function: lysozyme activity.
AUACCAGAUGGGAGGUAAACAAAAGAAUUUAUUGAAAGUGAAACUGAAACUGAGGCCCGUCGUUUAGGCAGAUGAUCUCGGCCUUAAAUGGCACACAAUUCCCACUCCAUAUAUCACCGAAAACUGGCUGGAUCGCUCGAUAAUCGAAAGUCCAACUUGAAUGUGUAACACUGAUGAGCCAUCCCCCUCACUACCCCCCCUCCAUUGGAGAUCUUAGCCCACUUUGCCGUCCAGUGCUCAUGAUUUAUGCUCGAGUGUGGGCCCCACUUCAGAGCUGUCCGUCUGAGUGGCCCAAGCGGCGGCAAUCAUUCAGAACAGAACGCGCGCUUUGUGGCUAUAAAAGCCAUUGUCUGCAGCCCAGAGCGGCCCACAAUUUACGCAGAUUAAGAUUGGGAUGAAGAUGAAGCUGCUGUGGCUUUUGGUUGCGUGGCUAUCAUCGCUGGUCGGCGCCCGGCAGGUGGGCAGAUGCAGCCUGGCCCGCCAGCUCUAUCGGUAUGGUGUGCCCUACGGCGAGCUGCCCGACUGGCUGUGCCUUGUGGAGGGCGAGAGCUCGUUCAACAGCAGGGCCAUCAAUCCCUCCAAUGUGGAUGGCUCCGUCGACUGGGGCCUCUUCCAGAUCAACGACAGAUACUGGUGCAAGCCGGCGGACGGGCGUCCCUCCACGGAUCUCUGCCGUCUGCCCUGCCGCCUGUUGCUCAGCGACGACAUCAGGUACUCCAUUGCCUGUGCCAAGUACAUCAGGCGCCAGCAGGGAUUCUCCGCCUGGGUUGCAUGGAACAACCGCUGCCAGGGCAUCAAGCCGAAUGUGAACCAUUGCUUUAGAAGGAGGUACAGGAACAGAUCGGGCUGAUCAACAUGCUAUUCUCCAUUUACUGAA